CUCUUCCCGGCAAUGUCUCCCCCGGAGUUGCAAAGAGCCAGAGAGAGCAAUCCAAUCCUCGAGCUUAAAAUAUUAUCAGCCAGUGAAGUCAGCCAUAUAAAUGCAACAGACAAGAUGGACGUAUACGCCGUCGUUUCAAUCUCCGGAGACAAUAAUCAAAAGAAACAAGCGGCCAAAACACCCAUUGACUUUUACGGUGGGUCUAAUCCAACAUGGAAUCACACCGUUAAGUUUUCCGUCAACCAGGAAGCAGCCCGAAUGACCCUCAAGGUCAAGUUAUUUAGCUAUUGGCUAGAAGGUGAGAAUGACCUUUAUUUGGGAGAAGUCAAUGUCUCGGUUCAAGAGCUUCUUGCCUCAAAUCCGUUUCCACCGUUAACUAACGGUAACGAAGGUAAACUCAAGUUGGUGACUUACCCUGUUAAAAUCACGGAGAGAACCAAAGGAACGCUGAGUCUCUCGUAUCAGUUUAAACCGGCUGCCCCGGUCCAUGAUAUGUCUCCUUCGGCCCCGGAUUACUCGCUAUCGUUUGGUCAACCAGUGUACCCAAAUCCGGAUCCAGCGAGUUUUGGUCAGCCUGUCAUGUAUUCUCCUCAGUUUCAAACCAAACUAACCCUAGAGCUUGUGAUCAAAUCCGCUAAAGACAUAAAAGGCGUCAGCAUCCGUAAUGAGAUGAACGUAUACGCUUCGGUUAUGAUCCGCGAGGGUAAGACAACAAUUAAAGAUACGGCCAAUACCCCUAUCGUCUAUUGUGCCUAUAGAAACCCAAGAUGGGACCACGAAGUUGAGUUUUCGCUCGAGAAGAAGUUAGUUCGAGAAGGCCGUUUGACCCUCGUUGUGAAAAUAAUCGGCGUCCGGCCAUUACUUGGCGAUAAAAACGUUGGUGAAGUUGUAGUCUCCAUUCAGGAGCUAUUUGAAUUAAACCCGCCGUUUCCUCCGUUAACUAACGGUAAUGAUGAUCUUGGUGUGAGUUCAAUAACUAGGGAUGUGACGGGUCCGCACGGAGCAAAAGGAACAUUGACCUUCACGUAUAGGUUUUUUGUGGAGGAAGCUCCACAACCGUUUAUUAUGUAUCCGGUUCAUGGAACCUCGGGUUACGCAAUUGUUCACCCGGGAGCAAAUGCUGGCCCAAGCAACGGUCAACUGCCACUUUAUAUGCCACAGCAAUAUCAUCAGUCACAUGGCUACCAACAAUAUUCAUCACAAGAAUUGGAACUUGAACCACAUAAGCCACAUCAGCCUCAACCACAACCGCUCCACAAGCCACUACUGCAUACACAAUCACAAGCACAACCAUAUCAGUCACAUGGAUACCAACAAUAUUCACAACCGCAAACACAGAAGCAGCAGUCUCAACUCCAACCGCUCCAUCAACCACUAGCGCAUACACAAUCACAAUCACAGCCAUACCAACAAUAUUCGUCACCGCAACCACAACAGCAACUACUACCACAACAACUUCCACCAAUGCAACAGCCAACACAAUCAGAGUCACAAGCACAAGCUGCACGACCGACAACAAAGCCGCAAGAAGGGACUAUUGCAGCCUUAGGGUUAGGGACGGCGAUAAUGGGACGAGUGAUAGGUGGAGCUUUAAUGGGUGAAAUGAUGUCCGAUGAAGGAAACGUGUAUGAGGCUGAGGCCUGA
This is a messenger RNA of Eutrema salsugineum, 1644 nucleotides long. Its product is annotated as protein SRC2 homolog. The record is from RefSeq and is a predicted model, not a curated record. Lineage: Eukaryota; Viridiplantae; Streptophyta; Magnoliopsida; Brassicales; Brassicaceae. Bases 13 to 1644 code for a protein of 543 amino acids. Gene Ontology annotation, biological process: defense response. The transcript has a single exon.